GCGCGGACUGACGGAGCGCACCGACCAUGGCCUCCAAGUGUCCCAAGUGUGACAAGACCGUGUACUUCGCCGAGAAGGUGAGCUCCCUGGGCAAGGACUGGCACAAGUUCUGCCUCAAGUGUGAGCACUGCAAAAAGACACUGACGCCCGGCGGCCAUGCUGAGCAUGAUGGGAAACCUUUCUGCCACAAGCCCUGUUAUGUCACACUGUUUGGACCCAAAGGCGUGAAUAUCGGGGGCGCUGGUUCCUACAUCUACGAGAAGCCUCCAAAGAAGGCCCCUCAGGUCCCUGUGGUGCAAACUGAAGAGCGAAAGACUAGCGGGCCCCCCAAGGGUCCCAGCAAAGCCUCUAAUGUCACCACGUUCACUGGGGAGCCCAACAUGUGUCCUCGAUGCAACAAGAGAGUGUACUUCGCUGAGAAGGUGACCUCCCUGGGCAAGGACUGGCACCGGCCCUGCCUGCGCUGUGACCGCUGCUCCAAGACACUGACCCCAGAGGGGCAUGCUGAGCAUGAUAGCCAACCCUACUGCCACAAGCCCUGCAAUGGAAUACUCUUUGGACCCAAAGGAGUGAAUACUGGUGCUGUGGGCAGUUAUAUCUAUGACAAGGACCCGGAAGGCACAAUUCAGCCUUAGAUCUGCAGAUGCU
Rattus norvegicus (Norway rat) is the source of this 648-nucleotide messenger RNA. Lineage: Eukaryota; Metazoa; Chordata; Mammalia; Rodentia; Muridae. The record is from RefSeq and is a predicted model, not a curated record.